Messenger RNA from Danaus chrysippus (African queen), 951 nucleotides. The record is from the annotation of a GenBank genome assembly. Lineage: Eukaryota; Metazoa; Arthropoda; Insecta; Lepidoptera; Nymphalidae.
AUGGAGACAUCUGGAAAAAGUUCUCAGCAGCUGAAGAAAACAAUGUGUUUAUCAGAGAAGAGCGAAAGAGAUGUUUUGGAUUGUUUAUUAGUUUACGACUUGGUAUGCAAUUUAAUGCACGUAAAUAAUACGGGAGUAUAUUUUAGAACCAAAAGCGUUAUUUUCUAUGAUUCUAGACUGCAGUUGACGAAUGAUUUUACAAAUUUCCAAGACCUUCAUGAAGUUUCACUAGAAAUGCUCAAUUUCGAUGAUAAUGUUUUGGCGUCGCAUUCAGCAAAUAACUACAAACAAUCUGAUUCAUUUCUUAUACCGAAGCCAUUUAUUUUUGAUUCAAGUGAUUUUAAGGAGACUUCAAUGAUCGUGAGUACUCUGGUAGAAUUCAAGGCCGAGUGGGCCAAACCUUUUGAUUCCUCUCUUAGCGAUCAAUAUAUGUUACGUCAAAGAGGUACAUUUUUUUUUACUGAUAUAAAGCGGUUGAAUGCUUCUGUACUAGAAUUAUCGUAUGUGGGUGAUUUCAAAAUGCUCAUAAUACAACCCCACGAGGGCGUAACUCUCAAACAUGUGACAACACAGCUGGCUCUUAAUGAUUUGGAAGAAAUAUAUAAUGAAUUACAUUCAGACGGCUUGAAGGAAAUUGAUGUCGGAUUGAAGAAGUUUUCCUUAACAUCAUCGCUGAUAUUUAACAAAGCGUUCAAGUCAAUGGGAGUGAUAGAUGUUUUUUCACCAGAUGAUGCGGAUCUAUCAUUAGAUAACGAUUUAUAUAUUAUGAAUUUUGAACAAAGAGUGACGGUGACGGUUUCAGAAACAGGGACGACAGCCACUGCGUACACUCCAGCAAAUGUUGCCAAAUUCACAGGCCAAAAUAAUAUAACAUUUUCAAAGUCAUUUAUAUUUCUAAUCGUGCAUGGACCAUCGUUAACCAUUUUGUUUUGUGGAAAAUACGGUGAAUGA